UAAUUUUACAGAGUGAAGUCAGAAAGUUCCGCUGCACCUGCAGCACCAAGCACAAGCAGCACAACUACGGACACGACAUUGAUUACCCAUUUUAAGAGAUGCCAUCUGAAGGUGGAAAAGAAAAAGCAGGCCAUGUCAAAGAAAAAAGAGGACAGUCUUCUUUACAAGUCACAUCUGCAGCACCAAGCACAGACAGUGCAAUUAAGAACACACUGGGGAUCACCCCUUCUAAACAGCAAGCAGAGACAGAGAUGCUGCCUAGUGGUGGAAAAGGUCCUGCUCAGAAAAAAAGAAGAAUGUCUUCAUUCCAAGGAGCUUGGAAGAUGUUAUUUGAUUGGGUGAUGGAAAGUACUCAUGGUCCAAAGUAUGCCUUUUGUAAAGUCUGUAAGAGUAACUUUACUAUUACCCAUGGAGGGCGCAAUGAUCUUCAGAGGCAUAUGGAUAGAGACAAACACAAGAUGAAUUCAAAGCAUGCUGCUUCUGAAAGGAAAGAAAUUGGGGUGGUGACUACCCAAGCUCAGCAAACCAGCUGGGCUUUGAUAAUGGCAAAAUCUGAAGUGGCAUUUGUCAGCCUGCUUGCAGAACACAACCUACCCUUUACUCUUGGGGAUCAGCUGCUGAAAUACAUAAAAAAAUACUGUACUGAUCUUGAAGUGGUAAUGAAGAUAAGCUGUGGAGCAACUAAAGCUAUAUGCAUUGCACAAGAUGUCUCGGGCCCAGAGUGUGAGGAAGAUGUGGCAACAGUUUGUCGGAAGCAGCCUUAUUGCAUUUACUUGGAUCAAAGCACUGAUAUGAAAGAGAAUAAACUCCUUGUGAUAUUGGUGGGAUAUUUUGACCAGGUAAGUGGUCAAGUUGUUGUUCGGUUCUUAGACAUGCCUAUUUGUGCGACUGGAACAGGUGAAGCAAUAUACAACUGCCUUAUAGAAACUCUCCAGCGAUUCAACAUUUCAGCAAGUAACAUGGCUGCAUACUCAUCAGACUACUCUGAGGUCAUGGUUGAUGAACUCGAUUCUGUACUAUCACGAUUAAAGCAGCUCAAUCCUGAUCUCUUCAGUGUGGGCUCUCUGUGCCAUAUAGCAGACCUAUGCAUCAAAUCAGGUGUGAAACAAAUGGCAUUACCUGUAGAAGAGUUAAUAGCUGACAUUCAUUGCCACUUUUCAAGUAACACACCACAGCAACAGAAGCUGAAAGAAUUUGCAUUAUUUGUUGUCACUGAACCACCUCCAAUUAUUCAUUGUGCCCGCACUCCUUGGCUGAGUCUAUCCAAAAUCAUAAAAAGAAUGCUGGACCUGUGGCCUGUACUUUUGUCAUACUUCUGGUCAUUUGAGCUCCGUUCAAAAAAAGUAAACCUAAUAACACAGAGGCUGAACAGUCAUGAUAUAAAACUGGUAUUCCUUUUCCUGAAGGAUGCUGUAGAGCCUCUCCUUACAUUCAGUGCACAGUUGCAGGCCAGAGACAUCCAGUUUAUAAGUCUGUACAGUGAUAUCAUAAAACUUGUGCAGGUGUAUGCAAGCAGGUUGUUGAAGCCAGCUGCAGCUAAAGAAUUUGUGGAGACUGUUUGUCUUAACAGUAGUUGUCUUCUUAAGGAUGACAAUAAUAUUAUGCAGCAGAUUCAUGUUGGGGCUGAUGUUGCAACAUAUUUGAAUGAAAAUGGCAAUGACAUUGCUGGUACUGCAGUUGAACACACCUUCUAUAAGAAGGUAAAAGCAUUUUAUGUUGCAGUCCUUCUGGAAAUGAAAAAGAAUUUACCUUUUGGUGAUUCUCUACUGCAAAACAUUGGCAGUUUUUUGGACCCUUCCUUGAAAUUACAGCUUGAAAUUACAGUUGUAGAGAACAUUGGAACUCAUUUUGGGAUUUGCAAAUCAAGGGUGGAUUGGAGCCAACUUAUAGAUGAAUUUGCCAUGUACCAAAUCACUGACUUCAAGUGGCCGCAACAUCAGCAUAACAACAACUUUGAAACUGAUAUGUGUUUUCUCAAGUAUUGGUCAGCAGUCCUACAAAGUCCUGUAAUGGAAGAAAUGCCUGUCUUAAAGCGACUCAUACUAACACUCCUUUGUUUACCACAUUUGAACAAUGAGCCACAACGAGCAUUCAGCGUGGUCCAAAAUAUUAAAACAGAAUUGAGACCGUCAUUAAAUGUCAAAACACUCAAUUCAUUACUAGCAAUGAAAAUGAAUAAAGACAAUGACUGCUGUUCUAUGGAGCAAACAUAGAUCUGUUGGUGAUUACUAGACUAACUUUCCAGGGGGAUGCUUUUAAGCCUAGCCGUUAUUCAGGCUACAAAAAAAGGCAGCUGCAGCUUACAACAAAAAUGUAUCCACCAGGCCGUGCAGUCCUCCUGACUGAAGGCAAAGAUGCAGCAGUCCUGUUGUGAGAGCAGCAAACAUGGGCUACAAUAGUAUUUAUUUUAUUUUUUAUAAAACAUUUGCAUUAUAUAUUUCAUUUUUAUACCAGUUUACUUUUUACUUGUCUGUUGGCAAAGUUUAA
This is a messenger RNA of Protopterus annectens (West African lungfish), 2487 nucleotides long. RefSeq lists its product as uncharacterized. The record is from RefSeq and is a predicted model, not a curated record. Lineage: Eukaryota; Metazoa; Chordata; Ceratodontiformes; Protopteridae. Bases 99 to 2213 code for a protein of 704 amino acids. The transcript is spliced from 3 exons.